Messenger RNA from Striga asiatica, 804 nucleotides. Lineage: Eukaryota; Viridiplantae; Streptophyta; Magnoliopsida; Lamiales; Orobanchaceae. The record is from the annotation of a GenBank genome assembly.
AUGGGGGCGGAGGAGAUGGUGUCGGAGGUCUGGGGUUCAGUCUGCCCGUGGGCAGCUAUGCUUAGACAAGAUAAAGCUCCUUUUUUGUUUCAAAAAAUCUGUGGAUCGUGUGGUUACGAACUAAACCUGAACUCGUGCAACCGCAACAUAUCAGCCAUGGAUGCAAAAUACGAAAAGUCGAUGAAAAGGGGAGUUAUUUCGUUCUUCUCAGUUGACGAGAGCAGGUUUACUCAGAUAAACAAAAUCCAUUGGUUGUCGUAUUUGAUGAUACCAAACAAGCCCUCGUCAUGGAGGAUCUUUAAAAAAAGAACCACAUUGCUAUGUAGAAAUUGUGGGAAUUAUAUCGGAGUCGCUAGGAAUGGGGACAAUAGUUCUUCUCGUUCGUCUCCAUUCAAAGCAAUGGUGAAGCACAAUUCAGCAAAGACUUGGGAUGGGAUUUCUGGGCGCAAGUCGUACGAGAUCAAAAUACGGUCUUUGAGGCCCGUGUCGUUUGAUGGACCUGCAUUUGUCAUGUGAUGAUUGUAAGGUAGAAAAACAAUCUUCUUUUCUGUACUUUGUUUCAAGUGUCAUGAGAGUGUGUUCUAACAGAAAUGAUUAAGGCACAAGGCUUUUGACAUGAGUAGUGUGUGCUGUCAAAUAUGAAAGGAAUAAGGCUUUACAUUGUAAAACGUUGUCUAUUCUUCCCAUAACUUAUUCAAGUGUUUUGUUUGGAUGUAAUUUUCUUGUAGUGCAUAUGAGAAGACUCAUUGUGUAUUUGCUUCUAUCUGUUUAAUACUUCACGAUAUCAUGUUCUGAUUUUAAAAA